GCCCAGAGCAGCCGGCGCCCAGCCCUGGCAGCAUGUGGGUCCUCGUGCUGCUGUGGCCCGUGGUGCUGGGGUUCAGCCUGGAAGAUGACAGCCAGAACACCCUCACCUACGACGAGAUGGGGAGCGCGGGGGCAGGUAACGAUGGCACACUGGGGCCCCUGAGCGGGCCCCAGGAGGAGACCCCUCACUCACCCCACCUGCGCAGCUUCCCCGGCCAGCUCCAGGACAACGGCAGCAACGUCCUGGAGCUCCCAGACAGCUCUCGGGCCCUGCUGCUGGGCUGGGUGUCCACGAGGCUGGUGCCCGCGCUCUACGGGCUGACCCUGCUGGUGGGGCUGCCCGCCAACGGCCUGGCGCUGUGGGUGCUGGCCACCCGGGUGCCGCGGCUGCCCUCCACCAUGCUGCUCAUGAACCUGGCGGCCGCCGACCUCCUGCUGGCCCUGACGCUGCCGCUGCGCGUCGCCUACCACCUGCAGGAGCAGCACUGGCCGUUCGGCGAGGCCGCCUGCCGCGCCACCACCGCCGCGCUCUACGGCCACAUGUACGGCUCCGUGCUGCUGCUGGCCGCCGUCAGCCUGGACCGCUACCUCGGCGUGGUGCACCCGCUCCGGGCGCUCAGCCUGCGCGGCUACUGUCCAAGCGGCAGAAACCAACAGUUGCGGCGAGGCGGCGCAGACCGGGAGCCCCUGUGCGCCGCUGUGGGAGUGUAA
This is a messenger RNA of Leptonychotes weddellii (Weddell seal), 710 nucleotides long. The record is from RefSeq and is a predicted model, not a curated record. NCBI's taxonomy places the organism in Eukaryota, Metazoa, Chordata, Mammalia, Carnivora, Phocidae.